Acanthosepion pharaonis is the source of this 1050-nucleotide messenger RNA. NCBI's taxonomy places the organism in Eukaryota, Metazoa, Mollusca, Cephalopoda, Sepiida, Sepiidae. The record is from the annotation of a GenBank genome assembly.
AUGCUUGUUUUGACUCCAACCAAACCCUUCCACUUUCGUGAUGCAAGCAACACUUUUUGCUUUCGUUUUUCCGUCUGUUCACUUCCCGCCCAAAUAUUUUCCUUCAGGAUAAACCACAUAUUUCUAUUUCUUUCUUUUACAGUGUUUCCUUUCUUCCUUUAUUCUUGUCAUUCUUUCUUAUUUCUUCCCUCCCCCUCCUUCUUUUUUCCUCUUUCUGAUUAUCAUUCACUCCUUUUUUUCUUUCUUACUUAUAUUCUUCGUUCAUUCUUUCAUUUUCCUUUCGUUUUUCUACUUUCUUUACAUUAUUUUCACGCUUUUUCCAUCUAUCAUUUUCUUUUGAAUUUCUUCUAUUGCCAUUUUUCUUUUUACUUCUCUAAUUUCUUUAUUUUCGAAUUUUUCUUCUUUUUUUCUUUCCACCUGCAAUUUUCUUUUUUGUUUUAUUUUUCUUUCUAUUUUCUGUUUCAUCCAUUUUAUUAUUCUUCCAGUUUUCUUUUGCUUAUCCUACCGUUAUUCGUUCAUUUUGUCUUUCUUGCUCUCUGUUUUCUUUUUUCUUUUUUACUUACCUUUUUUCCCGACCUAUAUUUCUUGUCCCUUUUCCUUUUUUUUUUUUUUUUCACUCAUUUAAUUUAUUCUUUCUCUAUUCUGCCUUUCCUCUUGUUUAUACUUUCUUUUUAUCCUCUCGUUAUUCUUGCCUCUUUCUUUCUUACUGCCUUUCUUUCUUUCUUACUGCCUUUCUUUCUUUCUUACCGCCUUUCUUUCUUUCUUUUCUCCUUUUUGCAACCUGUAUUUUCUUAUGUUUUUAUUUCUCUGUCUCGUCUAUUCUUUUUCUCAUUCUUCCCUUCAUUUGAUUAUAACAUCCUUAUUCGUUUUCGUUUCUUCCUCCUCCUCUUCCUCCUCUUCCUCCUCCUCUUCCUCCUCCUCUUCCUCCUCCUCUUCCCCCUCCUCCUCCACUUCCUCCUCCUUCUUCUUGUCUUUCUUCUUUUCUAUUUAAUGCCCUUUUCCUUUAUUUUAUCUACAUCGCUUUUUAUUUCAUUUUUCUCCAUCCUAUGA